Messenger RNA from Dendrobium catenatum, 1821 nucleotides. Its product is annotated as probable pectinesterase/pectinesterase inhibitor 51. The transcript has 2 exons. Gene Ontology annotation, molecular function: pectinesterase activity; pectinesterase inhibitor activity. The record is from RefSeq and is a predicted model, not a curated record. Gene Ontology annotation, biological process: cell wall modification. Bases 167 to 1765 code for a protein of 532 amino acids. NCBI's taxonomy places the organism in Eukaryota, Viridiplantae, Streptophyta, Magnoliopsida, Asparagales, Orchidaceae.
CACAUUACCCCAACAGACGGUGGUGGAAAGGGCACCACGCCCUUUCGUAUACUCCAUUUGGACUGCGAGGGUUGAAAAACCCUCACGCUUUUCGCCCCUUUCUUUUCUUCCUCAAUAAAACAAGGCAAAGGAGGCGAAGAGGCAAUCCCUCAAACACUUCUCCUCUAUGGCCACUACACUUCUCUCCCUCUUCCUCCUCCUCGCCGCCGUUUCCUCCUCCGCCGCCGCCGACUCCUCUCUAUUGCCGGUUAUCCUCAACGCCUGCAAGGCCAGCCGCUUCCCCGACUCCUGUGCCGACCGCCUCUGCAAUUCAACCCCUCCCAUUCCCCCCAAUGCCUCCGCCUCCUACAUUAUUCUCACCAUCUUCAAUACCUCCCUCUCCGAUCUCUUCACCGCUAGCUCCACCGUUCAAUCCAUCCUCGAUUCAUCCGCCUCAAACCUCAAUCGCACCAACGCCGCGCGUAUCUGUCUCGAGGUCCUUUCCUAUUCUACUCAUCGCCUCUCCGCCGCCGCCUCUUCCGACCUCCUUUCCCCCGAUUCACGCACCUGGGCCGGCGCCUCCCUCCUCUACCAAUACGACUGCUGGUCCGCUCUCAAAUACGUCAACGGAACCUCCCAGGUUGCCGCCGCAAUGACCUUCCUCACCGACCUCAGUAAUCGCACCAGCGACGGCCUCUCGAUGCUGGCCGCGCUCCACCGCUACGGCGCCAAUACCUCUCUCUGGGGCCCGCCACAGACCGAGCGCGAUGGGUACUGGGACUCGCCGUCGGAGAUCCCGGCGAUCGACGGCUACCGCGGGGUUCCGGUGGACCUGCCGGCGAAUUUCACUGUAUGUAAGGACGAAGGGUGCGAUUAUAAGACGGUCCAGGCGGCGGUGGAUGCGGCGCCGGCGUACGUCUCCGGCGGGCGAUUCGUGAUCUGGAUCAAGGCGGGCGUCUACGACGAGAUCGUGCGGGUGCCGAUCGAGAAGACCAAUUUGGUAUUUGUCGGGGACGGCAUGAGCAAAACUGUCAUUACGGGUGACCUUAAUGCCGACCAGGUCGGCGUCACAACCUAUAGCACCGCCACCGUCGCUGUGGCCGGCGACGGGUUCAUGGCCCGGGACCUAACAUUCCAGAACACGGCGGGGCCCGACGCCCAUCAAGCCGUCGCCUUUCGAGCCGAUGGCGACUUCACCGUCCUCGACACAGUGGAGCUCUCCGGCCAUCAAGACACACUCUACGCCCAUUCCCUCCGCCAGUACUACAAAUCCUGCAUAAUCUCCGGCACCGUCGACUUCAUCUUCGGCAACUCCGCCGCCGUAUUCGACGACUGCCUCAUCAUCAUCGUCACCCGCCAAUUCAGUCCCACCAAAGGCGAGUCCGACACCGUCACCGCCCACGGCCGGACCGACCCGGCCCAACCCACCGGCUUCGUCUUCCACAAUUGUCAGCUGAACGCCUCCGAAGAAUACUGGAGUCUCUACAAGAAGAAUCCUUCGCUCCACCGCGUGUACCUUGGGAGGCCAUGGAAGGAGUAUUCGAGGACCGUUUUUAUCAGCUGUUAUCUGGAAGAGUUCUUGAAGCCGGAGGGGUGGUUGCCAUGGUCGGGGGAUUUUGCGCUUGAAACGUUGUACUAUGGGGAGUUCGAGAGCAGGGGACCUGGAGCCAAUGCGGCGGCGAGGGUGCCGUGGAGUAGCCAGAUUCCGGCGGAGCAUGUCGGGGUUUAUUCAGUGGAGAAUUUUAUUCAGGGGGAUCAGUGGAUUCCGACGGCGUCGUCUCGGUAAUCCAUUUGGAAGAUUAAUAUGAUAUAUUAGUAAAUUAAUGUUUGUUUUAUGAUUUA